UCUUGUCAUGACGACCCAAUUUGACCGUAUAUUUCAUGGGCUCUCACCGUUAGUGGGCAAAUUCCGCGUCGCGGCUAGCGGAAUGGCGUGGAGAGCUGAGGAGUCAGACGCUGUCAUCGCAAUCGCCUCGAAAGACAUCAAAUGGGCGCAAUGGCUACGCGUCGCUCGCGGCUUUCAACUGCGAGUGGGCCUGAAAGACAGGCGGAAAGAGACGUUUGAUGGGUUUGGACGUGAGGAUCAUGACAAAGUGGCGAGUUUGCUGAAGCAGCACUUCGGCGUAACUCUUGAGCAGCAGGAAGUUCUCUUCAAGGGUUGGAAUUGGGGUAUCACUGAUUUCAGAGGUGAAGACCUUGCCUUCCUCGUCUCGAACAAGACUGCCUUCGAGCUCCAACUCCAGCAUGUAGCAAACUCCAACAUUGCUGGUCGCACAGAAGUCUCGCUCGAGUUUGCCUCAUCUGCCGGCGAAGCUUCAUCGUCCAAAAAACCGUCAAAAAGUGCCCCCGAUGAAAUGGUUGAGAUUCGUUUCUUUGUACCCGGCACGACCAGCACCCGCCAGCGUACUGGGUCCGACGCGGGCUCGCAGAAGAGUGACGCUGAAGACGAGGAUGGUGAGGAGGUCAGUGCGGCGCAGGUGUUCCAUGACGCCAUCAAAGAGAAAGCUGGAAGUGAGCUGGCGACGGGAGAGAAGAUCUUGAGCUUCGAAGAGGUGUUGGUAUUGACUCCUCGUGGGCGAUACGAUGUCGACAUGUUCCCCGACUUCCUCAGGCUCAGAGGAAAAACAUAUGACUACAAAAUCGUCUACACUAGCAUCUCGAAAUUGUUCUUGUUGCCCAAGGAUGAUCUCCACGUGCUAUUCAUUUUGAGCUUGCUUACUCCCAUCCGACAAGGCCAGACGCGGUAUCAAUACCUGGUCAUGCAGUUCAGUAGGGAAGAGGAGAUCACGGCUGAAUUGAACAUGACUGACGAGGAGAUUGCUAAGCACGACCGGCUCAAAAAGGAUUAUGAAGAUCCCACCUUCGAAGUCGUUUCAAGUGUAUUUCGUGCUCUCUCAGGCAAGAAGAUCACUAGCACAGGAAGUUUCCAGAGUCGCACGGGCCACCCGGGUAUCAAAGCCAACCUCAAAGCCGUUCAAGGCGACCUCUUCCUCCUGGAAAAAUCCAUAUUCUUCGUCUCCAAACAACCCGUUCUUGUCGAACUCUCCGACGUCCACCAAGCCGUCUUCUCCCGUGUCGGUGGCGCUGGCUUGGGUGCCUCUGCCGCACGAACUUUCGAUCUCAAGAUCGUGACCAAAUCAGGCCCAGAGUAUACCUUCACGUCACUGAACAAGGAGGAGCACGAGCCCGUGGACGCGUUCUUAAAGGAGAAGAAAGUCAGGGUGAAGAAUGAGAUGAUGCCGGACGGCGAUCUACUGAUGGCUGGUGCGGACGACGAUUCGGACGAGGAGAUGCAGAGUGUGGCGAGCGAUGAAAGGGAGCAGCCGAACGUGAGGAGGACCGGGGACGACGAUAGCGACAGUGAAGAUGAUGAAGACUUCGAGGCUUCUUCAACUGACGCAGGUUCCCCCACCGACACUGACUCCGACUCUGAUGGCGGAGGUACCGCUUCCGAUGCCAGCGGGGACCGUCAGCUUACGAAGCCGAAGGGCAAAGGCAAAGGCAAGGCUAAGGAGGGUGCGCCUACCAAGAAGAAGGCCCCAGCGAAGAAGAAGGGUUCCGACGACGAAGACGAUGAGGAGGAGGAUAAACCGAAGAAAGCUGCAGCGAAGCCCAAGCCUAAGCCGAAGGCCAAGAAGCAGGACAGCGAUGGUGAGGACGAUGCGAUGGACGUAGACGAGGAUAAGCCUAAGCCAAAAGCCAAACCGAAGCCGAAGCCUGCAGCUAAGCCAAAGGUGCGAGCCGGAGAGGAGGAGGAGCCAAAGAAGAAGAAGCUGAAGACGGACGGUUGAGUGGCGUGUUUCUGGCUUGUCGAUGUUGAUCCACCUCUCUUUGUUGCGCAUUAUGUUCAAGUACUCCUUUUGUCACCUUUGACCAUCUACGAUGUAUUAUCUUUUGUCUUGCCAUCUUGGCCAGCUUUCUAUGUAGUCUCCAUUGAACACCUCCUGAGAAGCGC
Stereum hirsutum FP-91666 SS1 is the source of this 2109-nucleotide messenger RNA. Its product is annotated as SSrecog-domain-containing protein. Gene Ontology annotation, molecular function: histone binding; DNA binding; nucleosome binding. Bases 8 to 1945 code for a protein of 645 amino acids. NCBI's taxonomy places the organism in Eukaryota, Fungi, Basidiomycota, Agaricomycetes, Russulales, Stereaceae. The transcript is spliced from 8 exons. Gene Ontology annotation, cellular component: nucleus; FACT complex. The record is from RefSeq and is a predicted model, not a curated record.